UUUCUCUUUUCCUUGCUUUCGCUUCUCUCUCUCUCUCUCUCUCUCUCUUCGAUCGAUUGAAUCGGAUAUAUUUAAAGCUUUACGAGGAUCAGAUUGCCAACGAAGACCCAAUGAAUCAGAAACCAGUGGACGAGCUGAUCGGCUGCGACGCCACUCGACCACGCAAUCUGAAUUCGUCGAUCUUCGGUGGCAACAUGAAGCGAAGCGCGUCGGAGCUGAACUUGGAGGAGUUCCUAAGGCCGACGGUGGCAUCUCCAAUCGGCGACAACGAGAACCGGAGCUCAAAAGAAGAGAGAAUUGGAGAAGUUAGGGUCCAGAGAGCGAGGAUUUCCGGUGAACCCGACGGCUUCUUCAGCGUCCAAGUGCAAGAUAAAACCUUCGAAGACGUUUGCGCUGCCGCCGACGACCUCGGCUUCGGCGGACUCAGAGAUCGUCCGGACACGUUAAAUGGCUUUACAAAUUACGGUGGAUUAACAGAAAACCGAGUCUGGUCUCAAAAUGUCACGCCAAAGCAUUCCAACAUUUCAGCCACUAUGGAUUCACAGUCAUCAAUAUGUGGUCCUGCAUCUAGUUGUUUGACAUUUGCGUGCACUGGAACUGGGUCAGCUGGAAGCCCCACCUCUGCUCAUAAACCUAAAAGCGGAGAUACCCAAGCGCAGGGAGCAAAUAGUGGUUCUUCACGAGAACAAUCAGAUGAGGAUGAUUUGGAAAUAGAAGCUGGGUCUUGUGAACAAAGCACGGAUCCCAUCGACUUAAAACGCAUCAGAAGGAUGGUAUCAAAUAGAGAAUCUGCUAGACGAUCGAGGAGAAGAAAACAAGCACAUCUGGCUGAUCUUGAGUUGCAGGUUGAUCAAUUACGAGGGGAAAAUGCUUCACUGUACAAGCAGCUGACUGCUGCAAGUCAACAAUUCCAUGAAGCUGCUACUGAUAACCGGGUGCUUAAAUCAGAUGUUGAAGCUUUGAGAGUGAAGGUUAGGUUGGCAGAGGAUAUGGUUGCUCGAGGUUCUUUGACUUGUAGUUUGAAUCAUCUCCUUCAAAACCAUUCCAGUUCACCACAAUCACUUAAUACCCACAACUUAUGCCGUGUGCCAGAGGUCUUACCAAGCGUGGGCACCCCGGGAGAAGAUGCAUCUUAUGCUGGCAUGUCUAUUAACAGACAAGUAGCAUCCCUUGGACUGGAAAAUGGGGAUGCUGAUAAUGGUAGUGCCAAGAAUAGAUUGAAUGGAAACGCAGCACCAUUGCAGAGGAUAGCAAGCUUGGAACAUCUACAAAACAGAAUGAGUGAUGCUGUGAGCUGCAUAUCUGAGAUUUGGCCAUGAGAAUCAGUCAUAUAAUGUCAAUGUACAACUAGGGCUUUGUUGUGCUCUAAAAAGCUCCUAUUGCUAAGAAAGAACUUUUGUUUUGA
This is a messenger RNA of Nelumbo nucifera (sacred lotus), 1405 nucleotides long. Its product is annotated as bZIP transcription factor RISBZ4-like. Gene Ontology annotation, biological process: regulation of DNA-templated transcription. Gene Ontology annotation, molecular function: DNA-binding transcription factor activity. Lineage: Eukaryota; Viridiplantae; Streptophyta; Magnoliopsida; Proteales; Nelumbonaceae. The record is from RefSeq and is a predicted model, not a curated record.